Molecule: messenger RNA, 438 nt
Organism: Theileria equi strain WA
Lineage: Eukaryota; Apicomplexa; Aconoidasida; Piroplasmida; Theileriidae
Exons: 1
Coding region: 1-438 (145 amino acids)
Source: RefSeq, a predicted model, not a curated record
AUGGACAAAUGGAUAUCACAGAGUCACGCUAUAAUUCAGUACGGAUUAGCAAUUGAAGAUUUGAAUUCGAAUAUCGCAAAGGUCAUCGAUCUUAGGCCACAAAGCAGCCAACAAGGGAAGAGAGACUCAAAUGUAAAGAUUUCAAAGGACCCAAAAGUACCACUGACGUUGCGGUUGCUUCCAAACCCUAGGGGCUAUCGCCACCCAAUGCACUUGUACAAGAUAAGAGAACUGGAAGAGCUAGCAAAUGUAGUAAAAUCUAGAAAAAUCGCACAAGAGCAACCAAAGAGCAAAAAGGUGGUAAAGAAGCAAAAGAAGAAGAUAACGAGUGCAACACCAGUAAAUGUGUGCGACGUCGUUGGACACAAGUUCGAGAUUUUUGAAAACUUCCAGGAAUGUAGCAUCUGUGGAACUAGAGUAGAGGUCAUGAAGAUUUGA